Molecule: messenger RNA, 1320 nt
Organism: Exophiala xenobiotica
Lineage: Eukaryota; Fungi; Ascomycota; Eurotiomycetes; Chaetothyriales; Herpotrichiellaceae
Exons: 3
Coding region: 1-1320 (439 amino acids)
Cellular component (GO): intracellular anatomical structure
Molecular function (GO): NADP binding; NADPH dehydrogenase activity; FMN binding
Source: RefSeq, a predicted model, not a curated record
AUGGGUUCGAUUGAGAAAUACACCGACUUCAGGAGCGAGUCCGUAGGUGGCUUACCGUUCUUCACUCCCAAACAGACAUUACCAGUCGGGACGGCCAUUUUGAAACCUGAGAAAGGCAUCACGGUGGACACCGUCAGUCCUGCUUUUAGGCCGUUAACAAUCCGGGGAUUGACGUUUCAAAAUCGCAUAUGGGUGGCUCCGAUGUGCAUGUACAGUUGCGAAGACGGCAUGUUCAGCGACUUCCAUGUUGCCCAUUAUGGGCAGUGGGCAAUGAGGGGUGCCGCUCUCAUCACACUGGAGGCCACUGCUGUGACAGAGCAAGGGAAGAAUACACCGCAGGACGCCGGGCUGUGGAAGGAUGAGCAGAUUGCGCCAUUGAGGAGGAUUGUCAACCUCAUACACUCCCAGUCCCAGAAGGCCGGGAUUCAACUGCAACAUGCCGGUCGGAAGUCUGGCAUAUGUCCUCCAUGGUUAGGUCUAAAGCUUGUGCCAGCUGAAUUCGGUGGUUACGCCCAGCGUGUUCAAGCCCCAACUGCUGAGCCAUGGAACGAGAACUAUGCAACACCUGGAGCCAUGACCGAAGAGGAAAUAUGGGACACCAUCGAGGCUUAUGGCGCAGCAGCAAAAAGGGCGGUUCAGGCCGGUAUUGAUGUCAUUGCGGUUCAUGGUGCUCAUGGUUAUCUCAUUCACUCGUUUGCUUCCCCAGCUAGCAACAAGAGGACGGACAAAUGGGGUGGAAGCUUCGAGAACCGCACUCGUCUCGGUGUUGAGAUCGUCCGCGCCAUCAGAAGGAACAUCCCGCCCACGAUGCCGUUAUUCUGGAAAAUAUCCGCAAUUGACUGGCUCCCUCCUGGAGAGGGCUGGGAGCUGGAGGAUACUUUGCGCUAUGCGCCUAUUCUGGCCAAAGAAGGCGUCGACCUAGUUGAUACUUCCAGCGGCGGCACUGACAGGAGACAGAAAGUCCAGCUGGGUCAACAAUAUCAGGUUCCCUUUGCACAGGCUAUCAAGUCGCUGUGCAUUCCGAACUUGUUUGUGGCGGCUGUCGGUUGGAUCAGGGAUGGAGCCACGGUUGGGGACAUCCUCGGCAACGCGAAAGCUGAUGUGGUCCAUGUCGCCCGCGAGUUCCUUCGGGACCCCAACUUCGUUCAGAAGGUGGCUCUAGCAACAGGUACUGAAGUAUCUUGGGUCGAUCAGUACCACAGAGCGCCAAUGAACGGGAAAUACGUGGAGUCAACGACGAGUAUUACGACCGAACGAAAGGCCGACGACGACGUUACCAAGUCGCAUGACAAUCAAGCGGGUAACAAAACCAUCAAGUAG